Molecule: messenger RNA, 324 nt
Organism: Plasmodium gonderi
Lineage: Eukaryota; Apicomplexa; Aconoidasida; Haemosporida; Plasmodiidae
Exons: 4
Coding region: 1-324 (107 amino acids)
Source: RefSeq, a predicted model, not a curated record
AUGGUGAACCUUUUUCAAAUUAAUAAAAGGUUUAUGUAUUGGCCACCGAAAAAUAAAAUAAGAACCUUAAAGUUCCCCUCGGGUAAGAAGAGUUUUAUUUUUAUCGGCAAAAGGGAUGAAGAUGGGAAGGAUGAGCCAGUUCUCUGUUUUGUUGACAACCAAAACCAUAAGUUGACUUGGAUGAACAAAGAGGAGGUCCUAAAUUUCGAAAAAUUGAUGCCUCGACUAGAUACCUAUUUUUCCCUUUACCUAGAAAAAGCCAAAAAGGUCAAAGAGGAUAAUAAAUUGCUUAAUGAAGAAAUGAGCAGAUCAUUACAUGAAUAA